Messenger RNA from Pan troglodytes (chimpanzee), 1001 nucleotides. RefSeq names its product claudin 10 (gene CLDN10). Gene Ontology annotation, cellular component: membrane; bicellular tight junction. NCBI's taxonomy places the organism in Eukaryota, Metazoa, Chordata, Mammalia, Primates, Hominidae. The coding region runs from base 101 to 781 and encodes 226 amino acids. The record is from RefSeq and is a predicted model, not a curated record. Gene Ontology annotation, molecular function: structural molecule activity. The transcript is spliced from 5 exons.
CCGCUGGCUGUGACGCUUGUCAAAGUGUUCUCUAUCGGCUGCAUGCCUAGACCACCAAAGCGUUCUGACCGGACAGUGUCACUGGAGAAGGCGGCGCGACAUGUCCAGGGCGCAGAUCUGGGCUCUGGUGUCUGGUGUCGGAGGGUUUGGAGCUCUCGUUGCUGCUACCACGUCCAAUGAGUGGAAAGUGACCACGCGAGCCUCCUCGGUGAUAACAGCCACUUGGGUUUACCAGGGUCUGUGGAUGAACUGCGCAGGUAACGCGUUGGGUUCUUUCCAUUGCCGACCGCAUUUUACUAUCUUCAAAGUAGCAGGUUAUAUCCAGGCAUGUAGAGGACUUAUGAUCGCUGCUGUCAGCCUGGGCUUCUUUGGUUCCAUAUUUGCACUCUUUGGAAUGAAGUGUACCAAAGUCGGAGGCUCCGAUAAAGCCAAAGCUAAAAUUGCUUGUUUGGCUGGGAUUGUAUUCAUACUGUCAGGGCUGUGCUCAAUGACCGGCUGUUCCCUAUAUGCAAACAAAAUCACAACGGAAUUCUUUGAUCCUCUCUUUGUUGAGCAAAAGUAUGAAUUAGGAGCCGCUCUGUUUAUUGGAUGGGCAGGAGCCUCACUGUGCAUAAUUGGUGGUGUCAUAUUUUGCUUUUCAAUAUCUGACAACAACAAAACACCCAGAUACACAUACAACGGGGCCACAUCUGUCAUGUCUUCUCGGACAAAGUAUCAUGGUGGAGAAGAUUUUAAAACAACAAACCCUUCAAAACAGUUUGAUAAAAAUGCUUAUGUCUAAAAGAGCUCGCUGGCAAGCUGCAUCUUGAGUUUGUUAUAAAAGCGAACUGUUCACAAAAUGAUCCCAUCAAGGCCCUCCCAUAAUUAACACUCAAAACUAUUUUUAAAAUAUGCAUUUGAAGCAUCUGUUGAUUGUAUGGAUGUAAGUGUUCUUACAUAGUUAUAUACUAAUCAUUUUCUGUUGUGGCUUUCUAUAAAAAAUAAACAGGUUAUUUACAGGA